UCUUAGCAAGCUGGUAGCACCAGACCGUUUGGUAAUCUAAAAUUAAACGGACAAUAACACUUGUCGCAUUCGCUUGAGUGUCCUGCUGUGCACUGACAAAUAAAUAAAUCAUCCAUCACAGAUUUUACUCUGCUCAACAUGUUUAAAUCGUUGGUUCUUGGUUUGGCAUUGCUUUUCUGCGCGCAUAAUGCAUUCGCAGGAUUUCUUGGUGGCGGCUAUGGCUUAGGCCAUGACUACGGACACUAUGGACUGGGGCAUGGAUAUUACGGCGGCUAUGGUUAUGGUGGCUAUGGACAUUAUGAUCAUGGCUAUGCAGCGCCUAUCAUUACCAAGACGAUCGCUGCAGCACCAGUGAUUACGAAAAUUCAGGCCGCACCUAUCAUCACGAAAACCAUAGCGGCGCCAAUUGUGACAAAGACCAUCGCCGCGCCUAUAUCGCUCGGGCAUGGCUACGGCUAUGGACAUGGCUUGUACGGAGGCCAUGGCUACUACGGAGGGCAUGGUUUGUAUGGAGGGCAUGGUUACUAUGGAGGACAUGGCUAUGGCUAUGGACAUGGCUGGUAGAUGAGAUAGCGAACAGCGAAUUGUAAGCUUUGAAUGUAGAAUAUUUUUUAAGUGAGGUAAAAAAAUCAAAUAACAAUACUGUUGGUGUUCACCUAAGGGGUAUUUACUGUUAGGUUUGUACAUAUGUACGAUAUGGCGAUUGUGGCCCAACCUCAUUCAUUACACAUUUUUAUUAUAAUUGGAAUAACACCAGUUAGUAUAGAAGCGUACAAAUCCAUUGAUAUUUGUGUAUUUAAUUAUCAAAUUAUCAUGUGCGAUUCGUGCACGUAUAUGUGUAUGUAAGCAAGCAUAUUAAUUUACAUAUAUACAAUUUUUUAUUAAUUACUAUAAUUCUUGUUUAUCCAAUGCAAAUAUCAAAUGUCGAAUGCCAAAAACAAAAAUAAAAUAUCAAGUCAAAU
Anastrepha ludens (Mexican fruit fly) is the source of this 962-nucleotide messenger RNA. Its product is annotated as shematrin-like protein 2. The coding region runs from base 139 to 564 and encodes 141 amino acids. NCBI's taxonomy places the organism in Eukaryota, Metazoa, Arthropoda, Insecta, Diptera, Tephritidae. The record is from RefSeq and is a predicted model, not a curated record. The transcript has 2 exons.